AUGGCGCCUCAUAAAUCCAAAAAAAGAAAGACGGAUGCAGAUGCUCCUGACACUUCGAAACCAUCCGCGGUUUUCCAGCCCACGCGAGGACGAAGCCACACCUUGAGUAUCGCUCUGCCAGGCAGCAUAAUAGCGAAUGCUGUCACUCACGAUCAGAAGACCAGUCUUGCGGGACAAAUUGCCCGGGCCUUUGCCGUGUUCUGCGUGGACGAGAUAGUCGUGUUUGAUGAUGGCCAAGCCGAGGUCCGUGCACCAGAACAUGGAGGAUAUACAGCUUUCGCGGACCCAAACUUCUUCCUUUACCAUGUUCUGACCUAUCUGGAAACUCCGCCGAACCUGAGAAAGGCUUUGUUUCCUAUGCACCCCGAUCUGAGGACGGCAGGCGCGUUGCCAAGUCUGGAUAUGCCUCAUCAUCUUCGAAGCGAGGAAUGGUGUCAAUAUCGCGAGGGUAUCACUACUGGGCCUGCAAGAGGAUCCGGAACCUUUGUGGAUUGUGGAAUUGGCGCUAGAGUCACUAUUCCAGAAAGCAUCGACGCCAACACUCGAGUGACACUUCAGCUUGAUGCGAACAGCCCAACUUCGUACGUGGAGACAUUGCCAGGAACGGCGAUAUCGCCAGAGGUCCCUCGCGAACAUGCAGGUUACUACUGGGGAUAUCAAGUAAGACAAGCACAUUCCCUUGGAUCAAUAUUCACAGAAUGUCCGUAUGACGGCGGCUACGACAUCAGCAUUGGGACAAGCGAGCGAGGCGUAUCACUCCACAAUCUUUUAGAUCCUAGCAGUACCACGCGCGUAGAGCCUACUUGGAACCAUCUCAUUGUGGUCUUUGGGGGUGUGGCCGGACUAGAAGCGGCACUCAGCGCCGACGAGGAACUGCAAGCGGCAGGCGUGAGCAAGGCCGAAGAGGUCUUCGAUUACUGGGUCAACCUGGUACCUGGCCAGGGUAGUCGAACCAUCAGGACGGAAGAGKCUGUCUGGGUCGGUAUGACCGGCAUACGGCAAAUUGUGGAGCUCCGGAAUAAGGAAUGA
This is a messenger RNA of Ramularia collo-cygni, 1029 nucleotides long. RefSeq lists its product as uncharacterized. The coding region runs from base 1 to 1029 and encodes 342 amino acids. The transcript has 2 exons. NCBI's taxonomy places the organism in Eukaryota, Fungi, Ascomycota, Dothideomycetes, Mycosphaerellales, Mycosphaerellaceae. The record is from RefSeq and is a predicted model, not a curated record.